CAUUACUUGUCAUUCACAAGUCUCAAACAGACAACAAUACUGAGUCAUAAUUUAAUCUAAGGAACCUGGCAUUGUGGUUACAGCCAAGUGUCGCGUAUAAUUUAUGGAUUGUUUCUGUUUUAAACGCGACAAUUUGGUCGUCGGGAGAUGGGAAUGGGAACGUCGGGGAAUGUUGACGUUCACACCGCUCAGCCGUUAGGAAGCUGGUAACCUCUCCCUCCACAUCAUAUGUUUGACUAUUACUCACAAAAACAACGUGUCUCGUCGGCGCAGACCAUUGUGAGUAUGUUAUUUGUUAUUUGACGCUUCCAUUCGACGCAAAGCAGAAGAUUCCGCAGCGAUGGCUUCGGCUCUGAAUGGCUUCAGCGGCCCGGAGGUCCUGGAGGACGUGAAUCACGCUCGGGGUUUGAUCGCGGAGUUGAAGUCACUGUACGACUGCCGGCUGCUCGUUGAUGUUACCAUCGGGGUGGAGUGCGAGGAGGAGUCGCUGGCUGACAGCGGCGGGUCAGCGGGAGGUGACACCGACCAAGUGUUCCUGUGCAGCCGCACCGUCCUGGCCGCCGCCAGCCCUUACUUCAAGAGCAUGUUCACCGGCGGCCUUAACGAGAGCGUGCAGGAGCGAGUGGUCAUCCGCGGCGUGGAUUCUGAGUCCAUGUCCGUCAUCAUUGAGUACUGCUACACGGGCAUGGUGACGGUCACGGAGGGCAACGUGCAGAGGCUGUACGCGGCCGCCAACAUGCUGCAGCUCGAGUACAUCAGGAAAGCCUGCUCUAAUUUCAUGACGAGGCGGCUGGAUCUCUCCAACUGUGUGGGGAUACUGAAGUUUGCAGACACCUACGACAACCCGGAGCUGAAGGAGGACGCACAGGCUUUCAUAGCCAGGAACUUUAAUCAGGUGUGUGAUGGAGGGGAGCUAUGUGAUCUGGAACUGGUGCAGCUGAAGGAGUUGCUGUGUCUGGACACUCUGGACGUGGACUGUGAGAGGACCGUAUGUUCAGCUGCUCUGCAGUGGGUAGAAGCCAAUGUUCCACAGAAAAGGGAGGAUGCAUUGCAGGCGCUCAAGUGUGUACGCUGGAACUUGUUUACCGAUAAGGACAGGUGUUACCUGGAGGGUCUCAUGGAAAGGCCACUCAUUGAGAAAUUCCUUGCAUCAUUUUUCAACAGGUCUGCAGAUGACAGCUGUAGAGUGCCCGAAGCUCAGGGCAUACCAAAAAACAGAAUUGGUGUAAGUGCAAAAGAAAUGAUUCUCUUCUUCGGCCUGCCAAACGACCACAUCCUGUGUUGUGACCCCUACUCAGAGGACCUGUAUUUCGUGGCUCCUCCUUUAGAGGACCUCAGCAGUCAGGAUUACAAACGCUCCACCAUGGAGUCCUUAAUCGCCUGUGCCUCACCUGAAAACAACCUGUACCUUGCCUCCCACCUUUCAAAACACUUCUGGCUGUAUAAUCCAGUGCUUAACAGCUGGCAGGAGUUGGCAGAGAGGCCUCUGGGGAGGAUACACUCAGGGAUGUGCUUCCUCAACGGCCAUGUGUACCUUUUGGGCGGGAGAAAUCCUGUGACGGAUGUCAGACUGAAGGAGGUGGAGUGUUAUAGUGUUCAGAGGAACCAGUGGACAUUUGUGGCACCUCUGCCUCACUCUCUGGGUAAAAUGCAGGUGGUGACAUUAAAUGAUCACCUGUAUGUGGUAAAUAAAAGGAGAAUGCUCUGCUACGAUCCCAAGAGGAACCGCUGGCGUCACUGUGGGUCACUGAGAAGAGACAAGCUUCACAAGGCCUGCGUGUUUCAGGACCAGAUUAUCUGUGUGUGCGACACCCCGGUGAUAAAAGCCUAUAGUCCAGCCAGGGGGGAAUGGAAGAGGCUGGGUGAUAUACCUAUUGACAGUCGAGCUUUAAAUUAUCAGGUGAUCCAGCACAACAACAAGCUGCUCCUCCUUACCCAGACUUUACUGCAGCACAACAAAAACAGGGUCCUCAUCCAUGAAUAUGACCCAGCCAGAGACACAUGGAAGAAUGUCAUGGCUGUGUAUGUGUCCACGCUGGGACCUGUGUGUGUUUCAACGCGUGUGUACCCAGCAUGCCUGGGCUCACCUCACAGCUUCUCCACAGAGGAGGACGAUGACAGUGGCUCCAGUGCCGAUUGGGACUUUGAUGGGUUAACAGACGCAGACUCUGAUUCUGGCAGCUCUAGCUCUUUCUCAGAUGAGAACUGGUAGUAAACUUUCAAACCGUGACAAAGGGACCUUUUCAAUUAUUUGUAAUUCAUAGAAUGUUUACAGGGUUCUCUUUGCCAGUGGAGAUCACAGAUCCAGAAUUAAAUUCAAUACAGUAUUUGAACCGGUAACUGGGAGUGGAUACACAAAAUACUUAGAAGUGGAAGAUUUACAUGUGGAGGGAAGAAAAGACACACUUAACCAGUUGGUACAGAAUGGCAAUGAGGUUUUUUUUCCCUCUGUCUUUGUCAUUUUGGACAACAACGUAAAAGUGGACCAUAAUGUCUCCCGCCAAACAGAAUGAUAAAAAAUAUGCGUACCAUUACCACCCUACUUUACGGGAAAACAUAUAAUAGAGAUGCAACUGUUUGGAAACGAGUUCCUAUGUAGAAUGGAGGUUCAGCACAAUUGCACUGGUUGAAUGAGGGGUAUUGCAGGUAUUACACCUAAAAUUAAUAUGAGACAGGAUUAGGACAGACAUUGAGGGAGGAGAGGUUUUGUUUCCAGGUUUGUGUGUUUACUUUUGUCUCUAAGCUCAUAAAAUCAAAAUGUAAUGUUUAAUUUAGCUCUGUUUAACAAAUAAGAUAAUGAAUCACUGAGUUGCAUUGCAAUCAUGUGUGGAAUUGAGCCACUGUUACUUAUUUGUAAGUGCUUUUACUGCCACCAGUAAAAAAAAAAAUCUAAAUCAUGUAAAUCAAAGCUAUCAAGACUCACUUAAGGCUCAUUUAUGGUGCUUUUAUGCUUGUAGAGCGAUGCAUCGUAACUCUGUAGCCCUCACCCUCACUGCUCUCUUGCUAUCAAGCAAUACAUUCACUAGAGGGCAGUGCAGAAUCAAGAGUUUAUGACAACAACAGACAAGAGGUUGUAAUAAUGUAACUAUUUGCUGUUAUUGUUGAUCUUGAUUGACUCAAAACCUUCCAUCACUAUUAAAAUGUCAUUUAGCUUGAAACACUGACUAAACUGUCUGCCCCCAGAGAUUCUGGUGAUAUUGCUCUGUUUUGACUGAUUGUAUCUGUACACUAUAUACAGUACA
Messenger RNA from Solea solea (common sole), 3242 nucleotides. RefSeq names its product kelch repeat and BTB (POZ) domain containing 7 (gene kbtbd7). The transcript has a single exon. The coding region runs from base 341 to 2212 and encodes 623 amino acids. NCBI's taxonomy places the organism in Eukaryota, Metazoa, Chordata, Actinopteri, Pleuronectiformes, Soleidae. Gene Ontology annotation, molecular function: protein binding. The record is from RefSeq and is a predicted model, not a curated record.